Messenger RNA from Sesamum indicum (sesame), 3085 nucleotides. RefSeq names its product eukaryotic translation initiation factor. Gene Ontology annotation, cellular component: eukaryotic translation initiation factor 4F complex. Gene Ontology annotation, molecular function: protein binding; mRNA binding; translation initiation factor activity. The record is from RefSeq and is a predicted model, not a curated record. NCBI's taxonomy places the organism in Eukaryota, Viridiplantae, Streptophyta, Magnoliopsida, Lamiales, Pedaliaceae.
UACCCUCUUUCUUUUCCACCUCCUCUCCUCCUCCCAGUAGAGAGAGGAAAACCAAGCUAAUCACUCUCUCUCUCUCUCUCUCUAAAAAUCUGCCCUCUUCCUGUCUCCCCUUUCUCUUUCUAUAUCUACGUAUAUACAUUUUCGCAUACGAAAUAAUAAAAUCUAUCUAUAUCGAUAUAGAUCAUCUGUUUACCUGAGAAGGCUUUUGGUGGAUUGGAUUCUGGAGAUUUUUUUGAUUUGCGAGUUAUGCAGUCUGAUCAGACGGUUUUGAGCUUGAGACCAGGUGGUGGCACUCGCGGCGGAACCAGAGUAUUCGGCCCGCGCUUCGGUCCAUCGGCUGCGUCGAAUUCUGAUCCCUCCGCGUUGCGUCACGAUGGCGGUAUCGCUGCUUCGGCUCUGCCUCCCUUCAAGACUGGAGAGUCUCGAUUUGAGGGUCGUGAGCGGAUCCGUUAUACUAGAGAAUUUCUGCUUCAGCUAAGGGAGGUAGUCAACAUCUCGGAGGAGAUACUGAAGGUUAAGCAAGAAGUUGAAGGCGAAUUUUUUGGUACAGAUCCAAGCUGGAACCGUGGAGAAAAUAGUCAUCCAAGUCAGUCUCAGAGUCGUUAUUCUGAGCUGGACAACCGUGACUGGCGUAAUCGGUCACCACAGUUGCCUGCUCCUGUAGAAGAGAGAUCCUGGGAGGCGAAACGAGAGAGAGACUUUGGUGGCCGGUUUGACCCUAGACAACAAGAUGGAAAUCAAUACAAUAAGCAAGAUCAGAUAAACUCCCAGUUUGCAAGAGCGCAAGUUUCUUCAAACCAAGGGCCUGCACCAACUCUGAUCAAGGCUGAGGUACCAUGGUCUGCCAGGAGGGGAAAUCUUUCUGAAAAGGAGCGUGUUCUGAAAACAGUGAAGGGCAUACUGAACAAGCUGACUCCUGAAAAAUUUGAUCUUUUGAAGGGUCAAUUGAUUGACUCUGGAAUAACAACAGCUGAUAUUUUGAAGGGAGUUAUCUCCUUGAUAUUUGAAAAGGCCGUGUUAGAGCCAACAUUUUGCCCCAUGUAUGCGUUGCUCUGUUCAGAUCUUAAUGAAAAGCUCCCUCCAUUCCCAUCUGACGAGCCUGGUGGUAAAGAAAUUACAUUUAAGAGAGUUCUAUUGAACAACUGCCAGGAGGCAUUUGAAGGUGCUGAUAAAUUGAGAGAAGAGGUUAGGCAGAUGACUGCUCCUGAGCAGGAACUUGAACGAAGGGAUAAAGAGAGGUUAAUCAAACUCCGCACACUUGGAAACAUCCGACUAAUUGGUGAACUUUUGAAGCAGAAGAUGGUUCCAGAGAAAAUUGUUCACCACAUUGUUCAGGAACUCCUGGGACCUGAUACCAAGAGUUGUCCAGAAGAAGAGAAUGUUGAGGCCAUAUGUCAGUUCUUCAACACCAUUGGAAAACAGCUUGAUGAGAACCAAAAAUCAAAGCGUAUCAAUGAUUUGUAUUUCAGUCGCUUGAAAGAACUGUCCACCAACCCUCAGCUGGUUUCACGAUUGAGGUUUAUGGUUCGUGAUGUUUUGGAUCUGCGUGCCAACAAUUGGGUCCCAAGGCGGGAAGAGGUGAAAGCAAAAAAAAUUACCGAGAUCCACUCGGAAGCCGAGAAAAAUCUGGGGUUGCGUCCAGGUACUACUGCCAGCAUUAGAAAUAGUCGUGCUAUUGCUUCUGGGGCUCAAGGGAGUAUUAGUCCAGGUGGCUUCCCAAUGAAUCGCCCUGGUUCAGGUGGGAUGAUGCCUGGGAUGCCAGGAACAAGGAAGAUGCCUGGGAUGCCUGGAAUGGAUGGUGACAGUUGGGAAGUUCCCAGAUCUCGAUCUAUGCCAAGAGGCGAUGGUUCAGCCACUCAGACCCCUGUCCGUGUUCAGCAGCCACUGAUAGGGAAGUCUCCAGCAGUGAACCAGCGACUCCUACCUCAAGGUAGCGCAGGUCUCAUGGGUGCCAAAACUAGUGCCCUUGUGCAAGGCAGCACUGCCCCUCCUGCUCGCCCAAUUAACUUUGGAUCAUAUGUUCCAGAAACCGGAACUGGAGUAUCUGUUUCAUCUAGACAGGCUCCAACUGUAUCCAUGGCUCCGGUUGCUGACAAACCAUUGGCUCCGUCUGCAAAAUUGAACCCCGAUGAGCUCAAGAGAAAGACAAUUUCACUUUUGGAGGAAUACUUCAGUGUCAGACUUUUGGAUGAGGCAUCACAAUGUGUUGAAGAAUUGAAGUCCCCUGCUUACCAUCCUGAACUUGUCAAAGAGGCCAUUUCACUUGGCUUGGAUAAAAGCCCACCUUGUGUCGAACCAGUUGCAAAACUUCUAGAGCAUUUGUUUGCCCAGAAGCUUCUUAGUGAAAAGGACAUUGGCACCGGAUGUCUCCUCUAUGCCGCAUUACUGGAAGAUCUUGCCAUUGAUUUACCGAAAGCACCAGCUAAUUUUGGCGAGAUCAUUGGAAAACUUGUGUUGGCCAAAGGAUUGGACUUCAAGGUUGUGAGGGAGAUCCUGGAAAAGGUGGGUGACGACUAUUUCCAGAAUGCUGUAUUCAGUUCUGCAAUGAAGAUUAUUAGCUCUGCCCCAGGUGGGAAGGCUGUGUUGGAUUCUCAGGCGUCUGAUAUUGCGGCAUGCGAGAGCCUAUUUUAGAAGACACUUCUCGUUUCAGGAGCAACAUGUAACCUCAAAACAGACGAAAUGUGCGCUUUCUAACCUUGGCCAGGUGCUUCUAAUUACGCUAUCCAAACCGAGCAGUCCGCAGCCCUAUCCAGGAUAUAACAUGGAGGUGGAACUGUGAAGAACAGGUGAUGUUGGUGGGCUGUGUAUUUUCCUUGAGGUGUCAUACUAGUGUGUGUUCAAUAGAGAGGAAAAAGAAAUAUAAUAUAAAGAUUUUGGAUCUCUGGUGCUGGCUUAUCAAAGGCCAUGGUUGCUUGAGAAUGAAAAGGGCCCUGUAACGGUCCCCUUGUUUUUGUAUUUCAUUAGUUUUAAAUUUAUUUAUUUUGUUGACUUGUUAAAUUUUGCUUAAAUUUGUGAGAUCCUAAUCCUUUGUUGCACAUUUUAAAAGAAAAGUGAUGAUAUAUAUAUAUAUAUAUCGUUUUCCUCA